GCCGCUGUCCCUCGGCCUCGCAUGUUCCCCUCUAAAUUCCUGUUUUCAAUUCGAUGUCCCUCUUUGUAGAUUUUGAUUAAUUUCUCACGCCGCUGGCCACAGCCGGGCGUCCACACGCACACACCGGUGUUUUGUUUGUCCCAAAAAAUUGCUAUUUCGCGUUUCGAGACCUCACCCCCCCCCCCGACACACACACACACACACAGACAGACACACACACACACCUUCCACCACCCUCCAGAACAUGGCCGUGGUGAGCGGAUCGUCUGGGCCGGUCGCCCGGCUCGAGGGCCGCGAGUUCGAGUACAUGAUGAAGAAGCGCUCGGUGACCAUCGGCCGGAACUCGUCCCAGGGCUCCGUGGACGUCAGCAUGGGCCACUCCAGCUUCAUCUCCCGGCGGCACCUGGAGAUAUUCACCGCCAGCGACGACGGCAUCGGCAGCGGGGAUUUCUACCUGAGGUGCCUCGGUAAAAACGGGGUGUUCGUGGACGGGGUGUUCCUCAGGCGGGGCGCCCCUCCUCUGCAGCUACCACGGAUGUGCACGUUCAGGUUCCCCAGCACCAACAUCAAGAUCACCUUCACCGCCCUCUCCAGCGGGAAGAAGGUGAAGCGCGAGGCGCCGGAGUCCCCAGUGAAACCAGUGCAGCCGCAGAUCUCCCCGCUGACCAUCAACAUCCCCGACAACAUCGCCCACCUCAUGAGCCCGCUGCCCUCGCCCACCGGCACCAUCAGUGCCGCUAACUCGUGCCCCUCCAGCCCGCGGGGGGGCGGCUCCUCGGGCUACCGGAUGGGCGGACGCAUUGUCAGCUCCGCGGAGCUGCAGCUCAUGAACGACAACUCGCAGCCCGAGAACGACAAAGACGCCUCCGGGGGGGACAGUCCCAAGGACGACUCCAAGCCUCCGUACUCCUAUGCACAGCUGAUCGUCCAGGCCAUUACGCUGGCUCAGGACAAGCAGCUCUCACUGAAUGAAAUCUACAAUCACAUCACAAAGAACUACCCGUACUACAGGACGGCAGACAAGGGCUGGCAGAACUCGAUCCGUCACAACCUGUCGCUGAACCGCUACUUCAUCAAGGUGGCGCGGUCGCAGGAGGAGCCGGGAAAGGGCUCCUUCUGGAGGAUAGACCCGUCCUCGGAGGGCAAGCUCAUCGAGCAGGCCUUCAGGAAACGAAGGCCGCGGGGCGUCCCGUGCUUCAGGACCCCCCACGGGCCCCUCUCCUCCAGGAGCGCCCCGGUCUCCCCCAAUCACUCCGGGGUUCUCUCCGCUCACUCCAGCGGCGUCCAGACCCCCGACAGCCUAUCGCGGGAGGGCUCCCCGGUCCCCCUGGAGAUGGAGACCUCCUCGGCUCCGGCCCCCGCCAACGCGGUGGUCCAGCCCAAACUGGCCGUCAUCCAGGAAGCACGCUUUGCACAAAACACAUCAGGGUCGCCUGUCAACAACCAGCCGGUACUCAUAGCAGUCCAGCGUCAGUUACCUCAAACCAUUAAGCCAGUGACCUACACCAUGGCCUCCCCAGUGAGCACCAGCACCUCCCAGCCGGCCAUCCAGACGGUCCACGUCCUGCAGCAGAUCCCCGCCGCCGUCAUCGCCCAGCCGGCCGCCAUCAUCAAGGGCGUGCCGCAGGAGAACGGGGAGCACACGGGGCUCAAAGUCAAAGUGGAGGCGGUCCCCAGCAUCGCCUCCAUAGGCGGAUCCAGUCGCAUCAUCCAGACCUCCCAGCCCGGCGGCCCCCUGCAGACCGUCACCAUCGUGCAGCAGCACCCCCCCAUCGGCCAGCACCAGCUGCCCAUCAAGGCCAUCACGCAGAACGGCACCCACAGCAUCACCACUGCCAUCCACGGACCCGCCAGCUCAGCUGUGGCGAGCCCCCUCCACCUGCUGGCGGCGCACGCCUCUGCCUCCGCCUCCCUCCCCACCAAGCGACAGAACGGGGAGCAGCCGGCCGCCGGGCCGCCCGACGCCAAGCGGGCGAAGUCGGAGGACGAGGCGGCGGCCCGAGGGGCCGUCAGCGCGGCGGACUCGAGCUCUCCGGCAGCCAACGAGCCGGGUCUCAACUAGCCUGUACCGCUAACACCGCCCCCCCCUUUCUCCACCCACCACCAUCACCUCCUCUCUCUCUCUCUUUCUCUCUCGUCCCCGUCGUUCCGUUUCUUCCUCCACCGACUCCCGAGGUGCCAAACGGAGAAGAUUCUCCUCCAGAGCAUCACAAUAAAAUGAAUAAAAUAAUAACAGCCGCCCGCUUUUUAAAGACUGGAGUGUGGGUCGAGAACAAAAUAAAGAAAUGGGACGACGAUGAACCCCAACCCCCCCCACUUUGUGGGCCACUGGAACAGGAGGGACCACAACCACAGGAAGCCUUAACGACGACUAACCCUUAAGAGCUGACCUUUGACCUCGGGGGGUGCAGCGGGGAGAGGGGCCCCCGACUCCAGCUCGGGCUGGACGCCACCUUUUCUGUCGCAUUUACCUCGGGCAGGAGAUUCCAGCAGCAGCACCCCCCCCCCCCCUCCCCCCUCCAAACAAACAAUAUCCAGAAGAAGAAGAAGAAGCCGCUCACUGAGGAGGGGAUCGAACUCUGAGCCGAUAUUCCUGAGACUCCGGCAGCUAGCCUCCCCCAGUACUGACCCCCCCGUAUCGCAGCUGUACGUAGACAUGCAGUAUUUUGAUGUUCGGACGUGGAGCAUAGGAUCCUUUUUGUUCACGUGUCUUUUCACUUAUCUAGAUAAAGUAAUAAUUUAAUUCAAAGGAAGCGCGCGAAAGUAAUGAGGUCGGUGACAUUUCGGUAACUAAGUUAGAGAAAUCUCACUUUUUUUUUUUUUUUUAAAUGUGGACCUUUUUUUAUGUUUGGUAAAACAGUGAUAGUUCUUGUAAUGUUUGUUUGUUUGCCCCCCCCCCCCCCCCCCCCCCACACACACCACCAACACCUUUGCUUGAUUAUUUUACUUUUCUCCGGCGACCUGGCGAGUCUGUCUUCUGAUUGUACACGUUCCAAACAAUAGUAAAGCAAAAAUAAUUGAUGUUUGUUCUGCUUCAGUGGAGAAAUGCUUUUUUUUUUUAAAUAAAUUAAUUUAAAGCCCCA
Messenger RNA from Gasterosteus aculeatus aculeatus (three-spined stickleback), 3083 nucleotides. RefSeq names its product forkhead box K2b (gene foxk2b). Gene Ontology annotation, molecular function: protein binding; DNA-binding transcription factor activity, RNA polymerase II-specific; RNA polymerase II cis-regulatory region sequence-specific DNA binding. Gene Ontology annotation, biological process: regulation of transcription by RNA polymerase II. The record is from RefSeq and is a predicted model, not a curated record. NCBI's taxonomy places the organism in Eukaryota, Metazoa, Chordata, Actinopteri, Perciformes, Gasterosteidae.